Molecule: messenger RNA, 867 nt
Organism: Neoarthrinium moseri
Lineage: Eukaryota; Fungi; Ascomycota; Sordariomycetes; Amphisphaeriales; Apiosporaceae
Exons: 3
Coding region: 1-867 (288 amino acids)
Molecular function (GO): hydrolase activity
Source: RefSeq, a predicted model, not a curated record
AUGCAUGAGCCGGAUAACUUUCCUUUAGACCCUGAUAGGCCCUACACCCCAAAGGCCGCGACCAGAUACAAUGCUAGCGAUUUCGAGGUGUCGCGUGGCAUAGCGCAUGCUGUCAUCGUGCUGCCGAGUGUAUAUGGUAUCAAUAACUCAAUCCUCCUAGACGCCCUAGACUAUUUCAAGGGAACGUACCGGGGCGUCUGCGUCGUCGACCCUGGCAGCGUAAGUAACGAGACGCUCUCCUUAUACCAUGAAAAGGGCGUACGAGGCGUGCGAGUCAAUUUUGGCGACGACGGGACCAACGACGAGAUUGUCGAAGCCGUCAGGAAGAACGCCGAAGUCGCAAGAGCCCAAAACUGGGUCCUCCAGCUCUACAUACCUUUGAAGGCAUUUGUCGCUCUUCACGAUGUGAUACCAGGGCUGGGCGUUCGCGUCGUGACCGACCACUUCGGGCACGCCAUGGUAGGAUCCAGGACGAACAACACCGCGGAUACUGUCGACCCGUAUCAGAUAGAGGGGUUCACCGAGAUGGUCGACCUCCUACGACGCAGGCUUCUCUUCGUCAAGAUCUCGGCGCCGUACCUGAACUCCCUGAAAGGGCCACUCUACGAGGAUAUGCGCGUUGUUGCCGAGACAAUCAUGGUGAAUGGACCGGAGAUGGUGGUAUACGGGUCCGACUGGCCGCACACAGCAAACGCGGAAGGGAACGCUGUUGCCGGGGGAAGGCUGGUGCCGCAGGCAUAUCGCAGCAUCAAUGACGCCGCCAUCGUCGAGGAGUUCAAGAACUGGGCUGCCACCGACCAACAGAUUCAGCGUCUAUUCGUCGACAACCCGCGCCGGUUAUGGCAAUGGAACUCCGUGGAUUCGUGA